CAAGAAGGAGGCGGGAAACGGGAGACCAGGACGCCCGCCCUCCGAGAGCGCAGAGGGGAAUGGAAAUCGACGGCGAGGCUGGCGGCGGCGGCGAGGAGGGGAGUGGGAGGGGCGAGCUGGGGCGCCUCCUGGAAGCCAUCAAAUCCUCCGAGGUUUUGGAGAAUAGAAUUCCCCUUAUCAACCAACUUGAGGGUUCCUCUCAGUUUUCUGCAGAUGAUCUGGGCCUGAUACUCGAAAGCCUCGUGGUAUCGUGGGAUGAUUCCACAUGUUCGGGUGUAUCACACUGCAUGCUACACAAGUCAAUUUUGCAGGUUGCUCUGAAAUGCUCUGACUUAGAUACAAUCGGCUCUCUGGGGCCAUUUCUUACUCUCGGUGCAAAGUGCAUUCUGUACCAGGCCAGCUCAUGGUGUGGAAAACAUCUCGGAUGGUUUGUCGAAUCUAUUGAUGACUCUGAAGUCGUUCAAGAGGAAGAGCACAGCAGUUUAUGCCUAGAGAUAAUUUCACUGAUCUUAAAAAUCUCUAUCAAGCUCCUUCCUGUUGCGGCAAAAUGCAUUGGUGUUGAUGUGGUGCAUACUGUGGGUGAUUUUAUUUCGCAGUUGCUAACACUGACAGAAAGCUCAAUAGUUGACAAGACAAUCCAUGGAGCUGCAGCACAUGUUGCUAAGGCAGCACCUGUUUUUCUGGAUGAAACCAUUAAACUGUGCAGAGCAUAUUGCGAGGCUGCAAAGUCAGAAACCUGCAGAAUGAGCAUGCUUGCAGAAGAGACAACUGUGAAACAUAAAGUGCCAGAUCUUACUACAGAUGUGAUCAGGAUUACAACAUGCACUAUUCAGACCAUGUGUAAAGUAGGAACCUAUGCAGCAUCCAGUGGUGGAAGCCAGGUGGCUUUAUUGACUGUAUCAUGGAAGGGUGUAGUUUCCUUGCUGCAAUUUGGCAAAGGACUGAUAGAAGUACAAGUGAGUGUCGGUGAUAUAAUUUCAACCCUUAUCUCCCUUGUCAUUGAAUCUUUGAGGGUUGCUGCGGAGACAUGGUGUAUGUCAUUACAUGAAGUCCUGGGUAUCUCUGAAGCUAGAAGGUCAUUCUUACCAAUCAAGUUUUUCUUAAUAAAUGCUGUACGGAUUUGUUCUGUAUAUCCAUCUGAAGCACUGACUAUAUACAAGGACUUAAUCAGGUGUGUAUUGGUGAUAUCAUCAACAAGCAUUUUAUUCAGCAAAGAUCCCCUGUUGAAAGCAGCAAAUGAGGCACUUGUUGAAUUAUUGGAGCCUAAUUCCUUUCUUUUACUAGACACACUUAUGAAGUCAUCAGAAGUAAGAACAGAGUUGAAAUGCCAGCUUGUACAGUGUUUUUUAGAAAAUGGAGAAGCUAAUAGUCUGGCUCAAAUCGGGCAGGAUGAUCAGAGGGAGAGAAAUUUGGCUCAAUUGGGUUGCAUCUUUUCUGUGGAUCCUGAUGUUGAUGGCAGAAACAGAGCACUUUUACUUGCUGAAGUUAUUGUGUUUUUGCACUUCCUCAAUGUUUCCUCUUGUUUAACAGAAGAGGUGGUCAUUGAAUUAUCUAAAAAGCUAGGAGUUCUCCUUGACAUCUUAACAUUGGAAGAUGUCUACUCAUAUGUCCUUGGCUGCCAAAUUCCAACAUUAUAUGUUGCCGACCAUCCUCCUGUGGUUGUCUGGCAGCCUGUGUAUACUUGUCUCAUACAAGCCCUGAAGACUCUGAUGAUUGUUGCUGCUUCUUCAAGUGUUGCUUGGAAUGAGUUGCAAACCUUCUUACUCGAGAGCCUUUUCCAUCCCCAUUUCCUUUGCAUGGAAACUGUAACAGAGCUAUGGUGUUUCUUUGUGCGCUCUGCUGAAAAUGAAACAUCGACUUAUUUAAUUAAUCAACUAUUUCUUCUGUUAAAGACUGUAGCUUCAACAGAGAAAGUCCUUGCACCUCUCAGUGCAUUGCGGAAGGUUGCAUGUGCAUUCUGUAUCAUCUUGAGCUAUGCAUCAUGUGCAACUGUUGAUCAUAUUUAUGCCUCUGUGCUGAAUGAUAACUCUUCAAAGUCAUCGAUCCUGCAUUUAGCAUUGUUGAUGGAAGGAUUUCCUUUUGAUUCAUUAUCUGAUGGUAUAAAGGCGCAAGCUGUGAAGAAACUGUUUACUUCUUUUGCGGGGUAUCUACAGAGCUACUUGAUGAAUCAUGGCGCAAUUGAUUUGGCAACUUCUGGAUCUGGUGUAAUAGGUCUUCCUGUGCAUGCUCUAGCCUCUGCAUUGCAACGAUGCGAAAUAAACGACUCUAAUACCAUAGAUGGGAAGAGUAUUACCACUAUGUUUAAGUUCAGCAGCUCCCUCAUUCAUCUGUAUAGAACUGCACCUGACAGCAGUAAGAAUCACCUUGCCUUGCACAUUAGUUCCAUAUUGGAUAUUAUCUCAAACAUGAGGCAUCUCUGUGCAUUCUAUCAGAUGGAGAAGUUAACUGUAGAGUUGCAAACCUUUUUCAUGUCUAGUUCUGAUAAUUCAAAGGCAGUGCUAUCUCAGUGCAAACCAUCGAUAGCUUCUUUUAUGGCGGUUCUUGGUCACUUGAGCUGUACUGGAGACAACUCUAAUGCACUUUGCUCUGCAAUGUCGGAUUUAUACCAUCUUUUGCUGAGGGAACGACACUGGGCACUCAUUCACCUUGUAAUGGACUCCUUUGGGUACUUUGCUGCCCGCACAUCUUUUACGCAGCUCUGGAGAUUCAUUCCUGGAGAUGCUGCCCUUUCAUAUAACACAAGCACAGGGGUGGACAUUGAUGAGAACGGAUUCAUGCUGCAGCUGAGAGCUUUUCUUCAGAAAGAGGGUGUGCGCACCAACAAAUGGUCUGAAGUGCAGAUCAGUUUGCUAAUAUCUGAGGGAAGAGUGCUGAAGAAGCUGAUUGAAACAUUUUUGGAAAUUCCAAUAGCUCUAGAGCCUGAGAAAGCUAUGAUUGAAAAGGAUGCCAACACAAAGAAGAGGAAGAUGCCAGAUGGAAUCUGCGAAGGGAUGGCGCUCCUACAAAACGGCAUCAAGGUCAUGCGAAGCGCUCUCGGUGGAACAGACUCUGCGGAGCUCAGGGACAGGUUUGCUGCACACUUGUCACGCCUCGAGGACACAGUUUCUCAGAUUUCUAGCUUCUCUGAACAAACCUGAUACUCUUCAGAUGGCAGCAUACCAAUUACUGCCGCACUGUAAAAAAUUAUGGUACCAAUGUGAUUGACAAUCAGGAUGGACAAUCAACUAAUUGCUGACUGUAGGUCGAAAAACAAAGCUAGUUGUUCGCUUCAUACUAAUUGACAAUCAGGAUGGACAAUCAACUAAUCAGGAUGUUGGAAGUAAUUAAGGACACGGCAAAUUCGGUUGCAAGCAAAUGGACAUGAGGUGUUCCUCCAAAUGUAUUACUACCACAACAUUGAUGUACUUUGAUAAUUCACACUUCCUGUCUACCAGAACCAGUACACUGAAGAAUACCUGGUCAGACUUUGGAAUACCAGAACUUCAGAAAGCCGAAGUGCAAGGGCAUGGUUACUUCUGGCGGCCCAUGAAAUGCUGAUACAUUGCUGUCACUUGAUUGAUCCCAGUGAAUUAUGGUUUCCCAUCUUGCUUUAGCAUGGACGCUUUAUGGGUUUUGUGUUAGUUCUUACUUAAAGAACUACAGAAGUCUUGUAGUAUACGUACUACUCUCAUGAAGCAUUGGUGUCCUUGCUGUUUUCCUGAGCAAGUUGAACGUUCUGAUCCCAGAUGCAGAUUAGUUCGUUACAUGCGAUAUUAAAGAAAGGUUCAUCCUUGCAUGACAAAA
Messenger RNA from Brachypodium distachyon (stiff brome), 3783 nucleotides. RefSeq lists its product as uncharacterized. The transcript has 7 exons. NCBI's taxonomy places the organism in Eukaryota, Viridiplantae, Streptophyta, Magnoliopsida, Poales, Poaceae. The record is from RefSeq and is a predicted model, not a curated record. Bases 60 to 3137 code for a protein of 1025 amino acids.